Messenger RNA from Oncorhynchus tshawytscha (Chinook salmon), 3385 nucleotides. RefSeq names its product death-associated protein kinase 3. Gene Ontology annotation, molecular function: ATP binding; protein serine/threonine kinase activity. Gene Ontology annotation, cellular component: nucleus; cytoplasm. NCBI's taxonomy places the organism in Eukaryota, Metazoa, Chordata, Actinopteri, Salmoniformes, Salmonidae. The transcript has 12 exons. Gene Ontology annotation, biological process: protein phosphorylation; positive regulation of apoptotic process; intracellular signal transduction. The record is from RefSeq and is a predicted model, not a curated record. Bases 204 to 1559 code for a protein of 451 amino acids.
UUUGCUUUUGCGGGUUCAAACUUGUGCACGCACAACGAUGAAGUCAGUAUGAUGUCAUUCCAUAUGGUCCAUCCUCCUGUCUCAAAGUGCUGUAAUUUUCUUCUACCACCGGAAAUUUGACUCGGGAGAGGAAUGCAGGACCCGUAGCCAGUUAUAAUUGUGAUUCAAGACACAACUUCUAUCAGCAGCAACCCAGUCAGACCAUGGCUGGCUUCAGACAAGAGGAUGUGGAGGCGUUCUAUGAUAUGGGAGAGGAGCUAGGGAGUGGACAAUUCGCCAUCGUACGGAAGUGUAAAGACAAGAGUUCUGGCUCGGAGUACGCCGCCAAGUUAAUCAAGAAGCGUCGCCUGUCGUCCAGCCGCCGGGGCGUAAGCCGUGAGGAGAUCGAGAGGGAGGUGAAUAUUCUGAGAGAGAUCCAGCACAGCAACAUCAUCACGCUGCACGACAUCUUCGAGAACAAGACGGACGUCAUCCUCAUCCUGGAGCUAGUGUCUGGAGGGGAACUAUUUGACUUCCUGGCAGAGAAGGAGUCUCUAACAGAGGAGGAGGCCACACAGUUCCUCAAACAGAUCCUGGACGGGGUCUACUAUCUACACUCCAAACGCAUCGCUCAUUUUGACCUGAAGCCAGAGAACAUCAUGCUGCUUGAUAAGAACGUCUCCAACCCCAGGAUCAAACUCAUCGACUUUGGCAUCGCUCAUCAGAUCAAAGCUGGGAAUGAGUUUAAGAAUAUCUUUGGAACGCCAGAGUUUGUUGCUCCAGAGAUAGUCAACUAUGAACCACUCGGACUGGAGGCUGACAUGUGGAGUAUUGGAGUUAUCACGUACAUUCUGUUGAGUGGUGCCUCUCCGUUCCUGGGGGAGACCAAGCAGGAGACUCUGACCAACAUCUCUGCUGUCAACUAUGACUUUGACGAGGAGUACUUCAGCAAUACCAGUGAGCUGGCCAAGGACUUCAUCAGACGCCUGCUGGUCAAGGAUCCCAAGAAGAGGAUGACCAUCGAUGACAGCCUUCAGCAUCCCUGGAUCAAGGUGAUCAAGAGGCGGAACGUGCGCCAGGAGGAGAGCGGGAAGAAGCCGGAGCGCAGGCGCCUGAAGACCACGCGUCUAAAGGAGUACACUAUCAAGUCCCACUCCUCCAUGCCCCCCAACAACACCUACGUCAACUUUGAACGCUUCUCCCAGGUGCUGGAGGAGAUCGCUGCUGCUGAGGAGGGGCUGAGAGACCUGGAACAAAACCAGAGGUCGUGCCGGGAGGAUGUGGCUGCUCUCCUGUCUAUCUACGAGGAGAAGGAGGGCUGGUACAAGGAGGAGAACCAGAGCAUCGCCAGCGACCUGGGUCACAUCCGCCAGGAGCUGCAGCGUACCCAGGCCCAGCGCAGGCAGAGUCAGGAGGAUGCCCGCGCCACCAUGCUGGCUGCUAACGCCCUCAAGAGGAAGUUUGGCCGUCUGGAGAACCGUUACGAGGUCCUGGCAGAACAGGUGGCGUCGGAGGUGCUCUGGGUGGAGGAGCUGGUCAGGGGGAUAGAGAAGGAGAAGGACAGCCUCGUCAUGCCCUGAGUUUGGCCUGGCUUCUAGUUUCACUGACCUGGCCAUGCCCUGAGUUUGGCCUGGCUUCUAGUUUCACUGACCUGGCCAUGCCCUGAGGCCAGGCCUGGCUUCUAGUUUCACUGACCUGGCCAUGCCCUGAGGCCAGGCCUGGCUUCUAGUUUCACUGACCUGGCCAUGCCCUGAGGCCAAGCCUGGCUUCUAGUAUCACUAACCUGGUCAUGCCCUGAGGCCAGCCUGGCUUCUAGUAUCACUGACCUGGUCAUGCCCUGAGGCCAGCCUGGUUUGGUACAGACACCGGUCUUAUAUACCAGCUGUCAUUAGAUUCAGAACAAGGGCCCAGAGUUUUUCUGGUGAGGGAAAACUCUGGCCCCUGGUCCUAAGUCAUGAUGCUACACCCCCUCAGACAUUUGAUUAGGAAAAAUGAUCCCCCUUCCCCAUCUUCCCUUUCUAAUGAGAGCACCAACAAUGUCCCUCCCUACUAUGAAUACAUUUAAUCAACUAAAUAUGUGUUUAAAGAAUGUCCAUUCCAGUAUUUUCUAAAUUAAUUCAUAACGUUAAAAAUUGUAAAGAUUGUGAUUCAUUUUUGCAGUAUAUUUGGUUAAGAUGAUGAUACAUGCAUACAUACAGGAAGGUUUUCUGCACCUGCAAUCAUUUUCCUAUCGUUUUUUUAGCCCCAUACUUAAAGGGAUAUUUAUCAUUAACAGCUGACUAUGAUUGACCAAUAAAGCCCAAGGGGGUGUGGUAUACGGCCAGUAUACCGUGUCUAAGGGCUGUUCUUAUGCAUGAUGCAACGCGGAGUGCCUGGACACAGUCCUUAGCCAUGGUAUAUUGGCCAUAUACCACAAGCCUCCAAGGUGCCUUAUUGCUAUUAUAAACUGGUUACCUACAUAAUUAGAGCAGUAAAAACAAAUGUUUUGUCAUACCCGUGGGAUACAGUGUGAUAUACCACGGCUGUCAGCCAAUCAGCAUUCAGGGCUGGAACCACACAGGUUAGAAGUAACAACAACAUAGUAGAAACAAUAGAACUUGUGUUAUAGGGAGAUUCCAUUUUGAACAUGAUCUUAUUGACACUCAACAACCGCCUUGCUGUACUGCGAAGCUACAGACAGAUGCAGAUACUAUACUAUAUAUUUAUACUAUAUAAAUACUAAUAGUUCUCUUACGUGUGAAGAGAGUCGUCUUAAAAUGGAUUGUACAAACCUGUUUUGCAACUUGCACGCAGCCUGUACAUUGAACACCUUAUUGCCUAUACAUAAGCUAAAUCAAGUGUGUAGUAAUGUCUAAACCUUUUCAUGAAUAAUGGUCUAGUGACUGUCCCUCCAAAACGUUUUAGGCCGGUUUCCCUGGACCCUGGACUAUAAAUAAUGGUCAAUGGAGAACCUCCAUUUAGAAAAUAGCAUUUUAGUUCAGUAUUUAGCUUAAUCUGUGUCCGGGGAAAACCGUCCCUUUCGAAUACAACUGUUGCACAGUAGCCUCAUACCAAAUGAUCUGCAUGUCUAUCUGCUACUAUAUUUGAAUGAUUGUUUUAGUCAGCCUUCUGUCGCUAUGACCAUAGCCCCACACUACAGACAUUCCAUGAGUUGGUCUUAAAUCUAUGCAUCACAUUCCAUGUUCCACAUAGAACUCUAUGUACUGUACAUUUCCCUAGUUUAAUAUACUAUUUUGCACUUAAAUAUAGCUGUGUUCCAAACUAUUUCCCAUUUAAUCAUUUCUUCUUUUUUUUUUUUUUUUUUUUUUUAAUGUACCCAAAACUUAUAAUGGUAUAUAGUGUUAAGUUUGAAUGAUGACAUAUUUAGAUGGGGUUUUGUUUCAAAUAAACAAACUCAUAACCUAAA